AUGGGGCCCCUCCGCUCGGUGGUCGACGGCCUGCUCGGCAUGUUCUACGUGCGUAACGUGACGGCCUCGUUCCGACCGCCGCUGGAACCUAUCCCCAACUACAUCGAGCAGAGCCUGCCCUACUUCAUGGUGCUGGUGGUAUUGGAGGCGUUGGUGCUGCGUGUGCGCGGCGGCGGCUGGCGCAUCACCGACGCUACUGGCUCCGUGACGCAAGGCCUGGCGCAGGAGGUACUCCGCUACACGCUCCGCGGCUGCGAGGGCUGGGCGUACGUGUACGUGUGGCGCCACUGGCGCUGCUUCGACGUGCCCUGGGACUCGCCGGCUAGCUUUUGGUUGACCAUGCUCGGCGUCGACUUUGGCUACUACUGGUUCCACCGGGCGUCGCACGAGGUGAACCUGGUAUGGGCGUCGCACCAGGUGCACCACAGCUCCGAGUUCUACAACCUGUCGACGGCGCUGCGCCAGUCGAUGGUGCAGCAGUACCUCAGCUGGGGGGUGUACCUGCCACUGGCUCUCCUCGGCGUGGCGCCGUCUAUGUUCUUUACGCACGCGCAGUUUAACCUGGUGUACCAGUUCUGGAUUCACACAGAGCUGGUGAAGAGCGUCGGCCCGCUAGAGCACGUGCUGAAUACGCCCUCUCACCACCGCGUCCACCACGGUUCCAACGUCAAGUACCUGGACAAGAACUACGCCGGUGUGCUGAUCGUGUGGGACCGGCUAUUCGGCACGUUCUGCUGGGAGGAAGAGACGCCCACCUACGGCCUCGUGCACAACAUCGAGUCCUACGACAUGUGGACUAUUCAGCUGGCGCACUUUCGCUGGAUCGCGUCAGAUGUGCGCGAACAGGUUGGGUGGAAGAACAAGUUGAAGCGGCUGCUGUAUGGGCCGGGCUGGGUGCCGGGCACGGGCCGCUUGGGCGACGCCUCCACCUUCCCAGACCCGGACCCAAAGCGAGCACGCUUCGACACAGCCAUGCCUGGCUGGCUGCAGGUCUACACCGCCGUCCACUUCAUUGUGACGUUGGUGCCGGCCGUCAAUUUCGCACAGAAUCACUUGCUCUACCCGGUGCUGACCAGCCUGCUGUACAGCGUGCAGCUGCUGUACGGUCUGACGUGUCUGGGCUGGCUGUUGGACGGCGCCCGACUGGCGCCGCUGGCCGAGCUGCUGCGCUGCUGUCUCUGCCUGGUCAGCCUGUCGUACAUCGCCUGGCUGCCGGCCUUCGCGCUCACCGUCGCACGUGCCAUCUUCACCGUCUCGCUGCUCGUCUGUAUCAGCCUCGGCUGGGGGGACAUAACCACUUCCGUCAAGAUGGUCAAGGCCAAGAUGGAGUAG
Molecule: messenger RNA, 1332 nt
Organism: Pollicipes pollicipes
Lineage: Eukaryota; Metazoa; Arthropoda; Thecostraca; Pollicipedomorpha; Pollicipedidae
Product: alkylglycerol monooxygenase
Exons: 1
Coding region: 1-1332 (443 amino acids)
Biological process (GO): lipid biosynthetic process
Cellular component (GO): endoplasmic reticulum
Molecular function (GO): glyceryl-ether monooxygenase activity; iron ion binding
Source: RefSeq, a predicted model, not a curated record